AUGGCUGAAGCACUAGGUGUUGUCGCCAGCGCGAUUGCGGUCAUCCAGAUCUCCAAGGAAGUAAUUAACGCGUGCAAAUUCUACAUUGAAGCACUACGCUCCGAUGCACCUACCAGCUUACGCACCAUUUUGAUUGAAGUGUCCACACUCAAGUCCGUUCUUGAGAACCUGGAGUUCAUAUCGAGAUGCGAAACCUUCACAACCACCUUGCAAAACGGACUAGCAGCUUCUGAUGGUCCUAUCGAGGGCUGUAGGGUCGCAAUGGUAGCGCUAGAGAAGCUGUUUCCGAAACAAUCACUCCACAACGGACAGAACGCUUCAAAACGGCAGAAAGUCCAAGCAACAUUUGCAACAUUGGCAUGGCCUCUGAAGCAGGGCCAGGUACAGGACCUUCUCCAGCAGAUCAGCCGUCAUAAAGAGAAUAUCAAGCUCGCUCUGACGACAGAGGUCACGAAGGAUAUAAAAGAUAUCAAAGCAGCUUCUGGAGAGAUCCGCUCCAUCUUGACAGAGGAGCAACGCUAUAGAGUGUGCAACUGGCUCACAUCAACCGAUCCCUCACCAAUUCACAAUCGAUCGCGCAAACUAUAUGAAGAUGGAACUGGAAGCUGGAUGCUUCGCUCACAGCACUGGGCUGGCUGGCUGGCUUCGAGUACUCGAUGUCUUUGGGUCCACAGUAUCCCAGGUUCUGGCAAGACCAGGGUUUCAACAAGAAAAUCGCCUUGCGUGAAUGUUUACUACUACUGUUACUUCGGCCAUCAUCAAGACGAGUCCGCCCCGUUUCUUAGAUGGGUCAUCACUCAGCUCUCACGCCAGGCAGACGUGUUUUCGACUUUAACACAUGAUCUUUACAGACGAGGUGGAGAACCGAGCACUCCUGAACUUCUUGAUACGCUAGAACAGAUUCUCCAAGUGUUUAGCAGAGUGUACAUUGUGAUUGAUGCUGUGGAUGAGAGCGACCCUCGUGAAGAACUCCUUGAGGUCAUUCAGACUCUCGUUACCGACCAAAGGCUUUGCAAUAUUCAGAUCCUUGUGACGAGUCGCGAGUACAUCGAUAUUGAGCGAGUGAUGGAGAACGUAUCCGUUUCAGUCCCAAUGGCAAAUGAAUUAGUCGAACAGGAUAUUCGUCUCCAUGUUCAGUCAAUCCUACGAUCAAACCGAAAGUUUCGAUGCUGGCCCAAUGAUCUUCUCGUUGAGGCUGAAAAUGCUAUUAGUACCAAGGCGAAGGGAAUGUAA
Messenger RNA from Fusarium musae, 1233 nucleotides. RefSeq lists its product as uncharacterized. The transcript is spliced from 2 exons. NCBI's taxonomy places the organism in Eukaryota, Fungi, Ascomycota, Sordariomycetes, Hypocreales, Nectriaceae. The coding region runs from base 1 to 1233 and encodes 410 amino acids. The record is from RefSeq and is a predicted model, not a curated record.